CUGAGCUUAGAGUCAGUCUUAUUGUCCAAGGGAAAGGGUAGCCAGAUGACAAGACACUUCUCACAAUGAACUGGCUCAGACAUCACUUCUCCAGGUGGCACAAGGACACUUCCUUACCCAGUACACACAUACCGCUCUUCUCACUCCUGUCAUCUGAAGACGAGCACUUGAUCUCGAACUUGAGGAGACUUGUACCAGCUGGUGUCGUGGUGAAGCAGCCAACGCGCAGAGGAGCCAGUGGCAGGGCCACAGUCACAGCCAUUGUUCCGACUGGUGGGGACUGGAGCACUGGCCUCUUCAGUGUCUGCAGGGACAGGAAAAUCUGUCUCUGUGGUCUGUUUUGUCCCAUGUGUCUUGAGUGUGACAUUGCCAGGCAUUAUGGAGAGUGUCUUUGUUGGCCACUGUUACCGGGGUCUACCUUUGCAUUGAGAAUUGGCACCAGAGAGAGACAUAAGAUACAGGGGACCCUCUGUGAAGACUGGAUGGUGGUGCAUUGCUGCUGGCCUUUCUCUCUCUGUCAGGUGGCCCGAGAACUCAAGAUGAGAACCUCCCAACUCUACGAAAUCUGUGAGGUCCCUGCACCCAAGGACAGCCUGGUUUGAUAGCUCUCCUCCCCUCCCUCACUCUCUUACACCUUCCUCCAAAACCCAUCUCAGAAAGAUUGUUCUUUUGUGUUCCA
Messenger RNA from Acomys russatus (golden spiny mouse), 679 nucleotides. RefSeq names its product PLAC8 like 1 (gene Plac8l1). Bases 66 to 602 code for a protein of 178 amino acids. The record is from RefSeq and is a predicted model, not a curated record. The transcript has 4 exons. Lineage: Eukaryota; Metazoa; Chordata; Mammalia; Rodentia; Muridae.